UCUCAGUAUCGAAAACGACUUACUGUCUUGAUGGAGUGCGACGCUAACGGAGUCGUGACGGAUCCGUUAGGGUGGGCGGCGGCGGCGGCGGCGGCUGCGGAGAGUGGGAGCCACCUGGAGGAGGUGAAGCGAAUGGUCGAGGAGUUCCGUGCGCCGGCGGUGACGCUGAAAGGAGUGGAAUUGAAGAUAUCGCAGGUGGCGGCGGUGGCGAUGGCGAAGGCGGUGGCGCCGGGGGUGAGGGUGGAGUUGGCGGAGGCGGCGAGAGGCGGAGUGGAGGCGAGCAGCGAGUGGGUGAUGGAGAGCAUGGCCCGGGGGACGGAUAGUUAUGGGGUCACCACCGGGUUCGGCGCGACCUCGCACCGGAGGACCAAGCAAGGCGGCGCGCUGCAGAAGGAGCUUAUCAGAUUCCUCAAUGCCGGAAUCUUCGGUUCGGGCCCGAAGUCCGAGCAAACUUUGCCGGCCUCAGCCACGCGGGCGGCGAUGCUGGUCAGGAUCAACACACUCCUGCAGGGCUACUCCGGGAUCCGCUUCGAGAUCCUCGAGGCGAUCGCCGCCUUCCUUAACUCCCACAUCACCCCCUGCCUCCCCCUCCGCGGCACCAUCACCGCCUCCGGCGACCUCGUCCCCCUAUCCUACAUUGCCGGCCUCCUCACCGGCCGGCCCAAUUCUAUCGCCGUCGGCCCCGACGGCCGAUCACUCGACGCCUCCGAGGCCUUCCGCCUGGCGGGCAUCAUGCAGGGCUUCUUCGAUCUGCAGCCGAAGGAAGGCCUCGCACUCGUGAACGGCACGGCUGUCGGCUCUGGCCUGGCCUCGAUCGUGCUUUACGAAGCCAACAUCCUCGCCGUCCUGUCGGAGGUGCUUUCGGCGAUAUUCUGCGAAGUGAUGCAGGGUAAGCCGGAGUUCACCGACCAUCUGACUCACAAGCUGAAGCACCACCCGGGCCAGAUCGAGGCUGCCGCGAUCAUGGAGCACAUUCUUGACGGCAGCUCGUACAUGAAGGCUGCGAAGAAGCUCCAUGAGCUCGACCCGCUCCAGAAGCCAAAGCAGGACCGCUACGCCCUCCGCACGUCGCCGCAGUGGCUCGGGCCCCAGAUUGAGGUCAUUCGGGCUGCCACCAAGUCGAUCGAGAGGGAGAUCAAUUCGGUGAACGACAACCCCCUCAUCGAUGUCUCGCGGAACAAAGCGUUGCACGGAGGGAACUUCCAAGGGACGCCAAUCGGCGUUUCGAUGGACAACACCCGCCUGGCGAUAGCCGCGAUCGGAAAAUUGAUGUUCGCGCAGUUUUCGGAGCUCGUCAAUGAUUUCUACAACAAUGGUUUGCCUUCGAACCUCUCCGGCGGGCGAAACCCGAGCUUGGAUUACGGGUUCAAGGGAGCGGAGAUCGCGAUGGCGGCAUACUGUUCGGAGCUCCAGUUUCUUGCAAACCCGGUGACAAACCACGUCCAGAGCGCGGAGCAGCACAACCAGGACGUGAACUCGCUCGGCUUGAUCUCUUCGCGCAAGACCGCGGAGGCAGUGGAGAUCCUGAAGCUCAUGUCGUCGACCUACCUGAUCGCGCUGUGCCAGGCGAUCGACCUAAGGCAUUUGGAGGAGAAUCUGAUGCACGCGGUGAAAAAUGCAGUGAGCCAGGUCGCGAAGAGGGUCCUGACGAUGGACACCGCAGGCGAGCUCCACCCUGCGAGGUUCUGCGUAAAGGAUCUGAUCAAAGUUGUCGACUGUGAAGCGGCUUUCAGCUAUGCUGAUGAUCCGUGCAGCCCGUCUUACCUGUUGAUGCAGAAACUCCGCCAGGUGCUCGUCGAGCACGCGCUCAAGAACGGCGAGAAGGAGAAGAAUUCGAACUCUUCAAUCUUCCAGAAGAUCACCGCCUUCGAGGAGGAGCUGAAGGCGAAUUUGCCGAAGGAAGUGGACGCUGCAAGGGUUGCAUUUGAGACGGGGAGUUCAGCGAUUCCGAAUAGGGUUAAGGAAUGCCGGUCGUAUCCGCUCUACAGGUUCAUAAGAGAGGAGCUCGGGACGGAGUACCUGACCGGCGAGAGGGUGCGGUCGCCAGGCGAGGAGUGCGAUAAGGUUUUCGCGGCGAUCAACGGCGGGUUGUUGAUUGAUCCUCUUCUUGAGUGCUUGAAGGAUUGGGAUGGUGCUCCCCUCCCCAUAUGCUAGAGAGACAAAGCCCAAGUAUGAAUCAGUAAAAAGAGGCAAUAGCUAUGGUGGAUUUUAAUUACUUUUUUUUUUUUGGUAUUUUGGGGAUGUAUUCUAAUGACUUAUGUAAUUCAAGUUCAAGGGCAAAUGAAGUACAUAACCAGAUGGCUUGUCGAAUUUA
Messenger RNA from Ananas comosus (pineapple), 2314 nucleotides. Its product is annotated as phenylalanine ammonia-lyase-like. Gene Ontology annotation, molecular function: ammonia-lyase activity. Gene Ontology annotation, cellular component: cytoplasm. The transcript has 2 exons. The record is from RefSeq and is a predicted model, not a curated record. Gene Ontology annotation, biological process: L-phenylalanine catabolic process. The coding region runs from base 31 to 2154 and encodes 707 amino acids. Lineage: Eukaryota; Viridiplantae; Streptophyta; Magnoliopsida; Poales; Bromeliaceae.